This is a messenger RNA of Parasteatoda tepidariorum (common house spider), 396 nucleotides long. RefSeq lists its product as uncharacterized. The record is from RefSeq and is a predicted model, not a curated record. Lineage: Eukaryota; Metazoa; Arthropoda; Arachnida; Araneae; Theridiidae.
AUGCCGAAAUUAGUAGAUAUUUUAGCCGUCAAAGACGUUACCAGGGUGCACCACGGGGAGGUAUAUUAUCGCACCCCCCUGUAUCUAAUAUAUUCUUUGAUCUUUUCCUUUUAUGUGCCUGUUGGGAAACAUAAAAUCGCCUUUGACGGAGAAGUAACAGCUAUCAAUGAGGUACUGACGCAGCUCAUUCCAGGACACCUCUACAAAAAGGUUGUUAUUCUCUCUGAUUCCAAAGCUGCCAUAGAGGCCAUUGCCUAUAAGGAAAUGCCCAUAUCAAAGGAUAUACAAGAUUGUCGGGCCCUCUUGGAGAAACUGAAGAUCGAUGGUCGUCAAGUUAGUCUGCAAUGGAUCCCAGGACAUAGCGAUAUCUACGGCAAUGAACAAGCUGAUAUGUAG